UGUUACCAAAACAGAGUAGAAGUUAAUCGAGUUAAUAAAGCAUUAAUUAAUUAAAGAGCAAGAAAACUUACCAGCGCACGAGUCAAGAACAGAAAAGAAGUUUUUCUGCACAAGAAGUAAUGUCGCCUCUCCUAUUAACAACAAAGAAGGCAAAAGAUCGAGACGGAGAUAUGAUCGGAGAAAUCCGGUGUGGAAACAAGACGGAGUAGAUGAUCAGAGAGAUCACAGUGCCACAGUAAGACGGAGGUGUUGGUCGGAGAGAUCACAGAGCAGAGGAGCGAAGGAGGAUAUAACUGGAAAGAUUCCGGCCUGCACAAGAAGUUACGUCGCCUCUCCUAUCAACAAAAAAGAAGGUAAUGCUAAUCAGUAAUUAAUCACUUGAACUCGGAAAAAGAAAGAUCUACGAAAUCAACUCAAACUAACCGGCGAUAGAGACGGAGUAUGAUCGGAGGAAUCCGGCUCAGAAACAAGACGGAGUAGAUGAUCAGAGAGAUCACAAUGCGGCAGUAAGAUGGAGGUUUUGGUCGGAGAGAUCACACUGCGGUAGUAAGGUGGAGGUGUUCGGUCGAAGAGAUCACGGAGCAGAGGUAGAAAGAGCGAAGGAGGAUAUAAUCGGAAAGACUCCGGCGCGGCUGCCAGACGGAGGAUAUGAUCCAAGAUUCCGGCGCGGCAGUAGAAAGAGGAGAUGACAGGAUAGAUUCCGGCGCGGAGCUGAGAUGGAGGAAAUGGUCGGAGAGAUCACGGUGCGGAGGUGGGGAGAACGGGAGGAAGUGAAAUUUGGGUAUUUGGGGAUAUUUUUCCACUCGGAAUUCGGGGAUAUUUAUACUUGACAAAAUUACAAAUGAGGCCUUCUAGUUAAGGGUUUUUAGAAUAGUAGCCCCAACACUAAUUUGUGUUGAAAUGAUGUCCCUUAACUCGUCCUUGCAUAGAGUGGCCCAUUUUUAACUUGUGAACUGUGAUGUCAGAAUUUUUUUCUGGCAAUUUUAUGGACACUGCAUCAAGUUGUGGCUUUUAUUUGAUGUAAAUAAUCUCUUGUUGGUUGAAAGAAAAGAAAAAGAUUUGAAUUGC
Rubroshorea leprosula is the source of this 1068-nucleotide messenger RNA. NCBI's taxonomy places the organism in Eukaryota, Viridiplantae, Streptophyta, Magnoliopsida, Malvales, Dipterocarpaceae. The record is from the annotation of a GenBank genome assembly.